CAGCUUCAGUAAACGUUAUGUUAUUCGAAAAGCAUAUCCAACGAUAUACGAUGAUGUGGUCUUCGUGUCUGAAAAAACAAUGAGGGAAAUUUUAUCGGAUGACUUGAAACAAGUAGAAAGGCGCUAUAAUCGACAAUUGGAUAAUCUUGCAAUUGAUACCGAACAGUUGGCACUUAAAUUGAAGAAUAAAAUUCAAGACUAUGAAAAACUGAAUAGGCAAUACACAUCUCAACAGGUAAAUUAUGAUUUAUUGGAAGGACAGAAAAAGUCAUUGGAACGAAAAUUAGAAGACGAAAUAAGAAAUUCCAUUCGAUUGAGCCGAGAAGUGGAAAGUCUUCGAUGGACCAAACGGAACUUACAAGAAUACAUUGACAAAAUUCAAAGUGAACAUAUUGAAGAAAUUCGUAAAAUUAUCGAGAAACGUCAUUAAUGCCAUCUCUGGCACAAUAAUUAGUUGUUAUGUUGUUAACACAGAAAUAAUUAAUGAAUAAAGAACAAUUCAAUUUAGAA
Sitodiplosis mosellana (orange wheat blossom midge) is the source of this 510-nucleotide messenger RNA. RefSeq lists its product as uncharacterized. Bases 80 to 430 code for a protein of 116 amino acids. The transcript is spliced from 2 exons. NCBI's taxonomy places the organism in Eukaryota, Metazoa, Arthropoda, Insecta, Diptera, Cecidomyiidae. The record is from RefSeq and is a predicted model, not a curated record.